Penaeus indicus is the source of this 1264-nucleotide messenger RNA. RefSeq names its product GPI transamidase component PIG-S-like. The transcript has 8 exons. Lineage: Eukaryota; Metazoa; Arthropoda; Malacostraca; Decapoda; Penaeidae. Gene Ontology annotation, cellular component: GPI-anchor transamidase complex. The coding region runs from base 5 to 1264 and encodes 419 amino acids. The record is from RefSeq and is a predicted model, not a curated record. Gene Ontology annotation, biological process: attachment of GPI anchor to protein.
CAAUAUGAAGAAACAGGAGAAAGAUAAAGACCAGAGCCCAGAAGGAGCUUGGGCAGCAGCAGGCUUUGCUGUUGUUCUUGUUGUUGUUGGUCUACCAGUUUGGUGGUACACAACUACAGUUUAUCGUGCUCAUCUGCCAUAUUCAACUAUUGAGGAAUUGUCAGGUCAACUCAGAUACCAUGCUGUGGGGCUGACUCUGAUUGGCGUGCCUUCACCUUCUUUCUCAGCCAACCUGGAGAAACAUGUGCGCCACUUCCGAUCAGUGAAAUUCCACAUGUCCCUGAGAAGAACCAGGAAAGAUGAGAUGGAAGUCAUGCGUGCUGCUACUUCCUUGGAAGAGUUGGACACAAAGUUGUCAAGAAUAACCCGGGCUGCACCAGGCACUUUAGCUGUGUUUGUGAUUCCAGAUGAUAGAUUCUUUGAGGAUGCUGGUGUUAGUAUUGUUGUAGGCAGACAUCGCUUGGUACUUGUGAAGAUAGACAUAGACAUGUUUUUGUUGGCCAAAGUGCUGAAGAGUAUGACUAUGGAUCCCCUGGCUAAUAUAAGGGUUGAAGAGGCCAAGAUACUUCAAGAGUUGCGAGGUUUACACAAACGGGAAGCAAUGAGACAGGUCCCAACUGAACCAGGGUAUGAUGUGACUCUGACAUUGAUGGUUCCAGAGCCACAUAUCACAAGACCAGUGUGGAAUGCUAAGAAAGCUGUAGAUGACUAUUUGAAACCAGUUGCUGACCAGAUAGAGAGUGUGGCUAAACUGAGUAUCAAAUCUCAGGUGUUGUACAUGACAGGACUAAAUGUGUCACCACAGUGGUCAGAAUCAUACAUGCAUUAUGCCUUACCACAAGAUCAGCUGCCUCUCACCAUAAAUGCUAUUGAAGCUAAACUCGGCUCUUUUGUAUGGACACGACCAUCUUUACAUUUCAUAAUAUACAUUCCACGUGAGAAAGAAACACCGCUACAUAUUCAUACAGCAGAUGACCUGCCUCUUGAGACAAACAGUUUUCUUGUUCCAAGAUGGGGUGGUGUGAUGAUUCACAAUGUUCAAGAUCCAAAAAUUAAUAGUACUUAUCCACGGGAAGUCUCCUUGGAUUCUCACUGGAUCAUGAAGACAGUGCUCACUCAUCUGCAUAGGUUAUUGCCUGUACCAAAUGUGAAGGAGGCCCGAUUCCAACGCGCCUCCAACGAAGGCACAAAAAUCUCGCAUUCCUCAGCUUUCAUUGGGACGCCUCAGGGCAUGUACUGCCACAUUUCACAAUUUAGACCGUGA